Scutellospora calospora is the source of this 249-nucleotide messenger RNA. Lineage: Eukaryota; Fungi; Glomeromycota; Glomeromycetes; Diversisporales; Gigasporaceae. The record is from the annotation of a GenBank genome assembly.
AUUAACAAGUUAUGGGGAUCACUUGUUAUUGAUCCCGAUACUGAAAUUCUAUUAAAUGAUCAGAUGAGUGAUUUUUCAAUACCUGGUACGGCAGAUGAGUCUGGAUUGUUACCAUCUCCUUACAAUUUUAUUGUACCACAAAAAAGACCACUAUCAUCAAUGGUUCCAACAAUAAUCGAAAAAGAUGGAAAAUUUGAAUUUGCUGCUGGUGGUGGUGGUGGAAAGAAAAUUAUUUCAUCUGUAUUAGAG